AUGCCGCUUCAUAAAUCAACCCGGGCUCCUCGCCUGGAUCCUACCAUGAUCUGCCCUCUUGGUGACUUUCGCCACACCAUGCACAUUGGGAGGGGAGGCGAUGCCUUCGGUGACACCUCCUUCCUGUCCACUCUUGGCCCAUCUAGCUCAUCUAGCUCUGACUUGGGUAGUCCAGCGGCUAUGCCAGUCACUGACCCUGAGGCGGCUGUUGUCACAGAUGGUCCAGGGACCCAAGAGGACAAUGAGCUCCAGCACUCUGAGUCAGUGUCUUCAUUCACCCUGGACCUGGACCUGGACCUGGGCCCGUCUAUGCUGGGGGAUGUUUUAGGGGUGAUGGAUGGGCUGGGUCCCAAGAGUGGCUCAGUGGAGACAAAGCAGAGUAAGGGGGGCAUGGAGAUAUCUGUGAAUAUGCAGAAUGAGCUGAAUGGGAAGAACUUGGUGGAGAUGGAUGAAACCAGGAGGGAUGGCAGGAUACCAGAUGGGAACGGGCUCAAGCCGAAGGGGUUACGACCAAAAGUGAGGUUCAGUGACAAACGAGAGGAGAUCAUUCGCCAGGCGUCGGAAGAGGAAGAGAGUCAGGGCUUCGACUUCCAGGAUGAGGAUCAGCUGGCAUGUCGUAGUCCAACUAGAGAUGAGAGUGAAAUGUCCAAAGGCCUGGUGAGUGGAGGUGAAACGGAGUUCACCAAUCACAAAGCAGAUUUGCCACCGAGUCCUGCUUCUUCACAUAGUUCAGAGUAUGAAGGAGUCACCCCACUGGACAGGAGGAGGGUCGACAGCUGCCACUCAGAGACUGAUUCAGAGGAGGACGAGGACGCAGGACGAGGCUAUACAUUUGAAGAUGAGUUUGAUGACGAAAUUGGUCUAUAGGGGAAAAGCGUUGUUUUUACAAAUCUUUUGCUGUUAAGUUAAUCAAAUAUACUGUAUUUUCCUCAAUUCUUAAUUUCAGUACCGCUGAAAAGGGAGGCUUUAACAGACUAUGUCUGAAUACAAACUGGAUAUGUUAAGACUCAAAAUUAAAGUGAUACAGUUUGUAGACGAUGUUGCUCAACUGGAAGACAUCUUUAUGUUCUUCUUCAAGGGUAACAGAUUUGCUAAAGCACCAAAAAUAUCAAUUUGGUUGUUACGGUGAAACAUUUGUAGCACUUUGAUUCAUGUCAUUCAUCUGGAAGCUUUGCAGUGAAACCAGUGCUCAGUGGACAGUUUGAUUCAGGCAAAAUAAAUGCUUUUGUGUUAAGUUUUACUGUGUCAGAUGUUUACCAUCUUAAAGUGUUGUCUGAGCUUUAUGAUAAAGUGCCUUAAAGGGAGCUCAAUGCUUUCAUUCUUGUAUCCUGCUUUAUGUACGUCUUAACAGUUAUUUUUCAUGUUGCAUGAAUAUCACAUGUCAUCUCCUUAUGUUUAAUAGAUUGGAUUGGUUUUUACCAAGUUCUCUGAAGAUAUUGUCA
Messenger RNA from Sphaeramia orbicularis (orbiculate cardinalfish), 1442 nucleotides. RefSeq names its product CDC42 effector protein (Rho GTPase binding) 5 (gene cdc42ep5). Gene Ontology annotation, molecular function: small GTPase binding. The record is from RefSeq and is a predicted model, not a curated record. Gene Ontology annotation, cellular component: cytoplasm; cytoskeleton; plasma membrane. Gene Ontology annotation, biological process: positive regulation of pseudopodium assembly; regulation of cell shape; Rho protein signal transduction. NCBI's taxonomy places the organism in Eukaryota, Metazoa, Chordata, Actinopteri, Kurtiformes, Apogonidae.